Messenger RNA from Olea europaea var. sylvestris, 1720 nucleotides. RefSeq names its product PP2A regulatory subunit TAP46-like. Gene Ontology annotation, biological process: regulation of signal transduction; regulation of dephosphorylation. The record is from RefSeq and is a predicted model, not a curated record. The transcript has 9 exons. Lineage: Eukaryota; Viridiplantae; Streptophyta; Magnoliopsida; Lamiales; Oleaceae. The coding region runs from base 280 to 1494 and encodes 404 amino acids. Gene Ontology annotation, cellular component: cytosol. Gene Ontology annotation, molecular function: protein phosphatase 2A binding.
CCAUUCUAGAAUUUCAUGUCACCGUUCAACACUAUGAUCCAGAGUGCUCUCAGACAGAAUAACUGAUCCUUCAAGUUAUCAAACACAAUUUCAUCCCGCUUUUUCCUGUAUCGCCUACAGAGCAGGCUUGCAUACGCUUUUUGUACAGAUUCACUCUUUCUUCCAGAAUCUCUCUUGGUUCAGUUAUUGAUUUCACCUUUCAAUAUAUUUUUUUUUUUUUCUGACUUUAUGGUUUUAGAAACUAGGGUUUUAUAUUAAAAAAGUUAUAAGAAAUCGGCUAUGGGUGAAUUGAAGAUGGAGGAGAUGUCGCUUCCAGUUCUGUUCGAGCAGGCUCGAAAAAUUCACGAAGCUGCAUCCGAAUCAUCCGUCGAUCAGGAGACUGUGAAGAAAGGUUGCGACUUGUUGAGGCAAUGCGAGUUUAUGAUUGGAAAGUUGGGCUUAUUUUCGGCAAAUGAGACCAAGGAUGAUAUUAGCACUACCAAUCUCAAAUAUCUUCUGGUGCCUUAUUAUCUUGCUGAGUUGAUGGAGAAAUUUGCACAAGAGGACAGGAUUCAAAUUCUUAAGGCUUCACAGGCCAAGUUGAAGGAGUUUAUCUCAUUUUGUGAGGCGAUGGAGCUUGUUCCUGAAGAUGAAUUAGCAGCAUCUGCACAAUCGGGUGGUAAUUCAUUUGCAGAUCAGAGGGCUAAGAAGAUUGCUCGGUUCAAACGUCAAAAAGCUGCUGAAUCCAAAUUGCUAGAAAUAAAGGAGUGGAAGGAACGCCGUGGGCGUUCAACUAGAGCCUCUGCGUUAUCUACUCCAGUUGAGGCAGGGGAAGAUGAUCAGCUUGAUGAUGAUGGAGAAGAAGAAAGAGAGGCAUGGCUGGCUACCAUAUCCUUGGUGCUCUGUAAGGCGUUUGAUCUGUUGGAAAUGCUGAAGAAAGAGGAAGAGAUGCUUUCUGCUAUAAAAGAAAAGCAGUCACAGGAAGGGGACGUUGAAAUUUCACAGCUUACCCUUGACGAGCGCACCAAGAAAGCCGAGGCCUGGCAUCGGAAUGCUGCAACACGAGUUCGAUAUACAAAACCUGCACCUCCAAUCACAUGUGCUACUUUUGCUCAAGAUGUUAUAGAGGGGAGAGCUAAUGUUUCGCAGGCUCACGAGCACAAGCACCAGCCAAUGAUUUUUGGACCAACAAGUCUUGUGGCCAAAAACCCUACAAGUGAACGGGAAAUAAUGGCUGCUCAGGUUUUCCAGCCUCAUUAUAGAUUACCAACAAUGAGCAUAGAGGAUGCUGGAUUAAAGGAGAUGGAAAUAAUGAAUAAAUGGCAAGAGAGGAAUAUGCAGCUUAUGGAAGAAGCCAACUCCUCAUGGUAUAAGGAUAACCAGAAGUCGAGACCAGGCGAAGAGGAGGAUGAAGAAGAAGAUGAUGCUGCUCAAGAGAAAGCAAGGGCAUGGGACGACUGGAAAGAUGACAAUCCUCGUGGUGCAGGUAACAAGAAGCUCACUCCAUGUGGCUAAUGGAAAGAUGGUUGUUCUCCGAACUUGCUAAAUUUCUUGCUUGAUUGUAUCCGUUUGCGUCUUAUUGAUAUCAUUGUACUAUUUUUGCGCAUGCUGAAAACCAUAACACUGUAUAGCAGCAAUAGUUGGUUGUAUUGUCUUUAUGUCGAACUUGAAAUCCUAAUCGAACUCAGCAUUGUUCAUCAUUUCUAUGAUACGAAGUGAUGGCAAAAUUCACAACUUACAA